Molecule: messenger RNA, 2025 nt
Organism: Orycteropus afer afer
Lineage: Eukaryota; Metazoa; Chordata; Mammalia; Tubulidentata; Orycteropodidae
Source: RefSeq, a predicted model, not a curated record
AUGCCCCAGGGGACAGAUGUCUUGGGAUCUUUAACAUUUGGGAUGCUGCAAAUGCCGAAGUUAAAUGAAAUACCUCCGGGGAGGGAAGACAGGGAGGAGACUCCGGGAGAGGGAAAAAGGCCUGGACGGACAGGUCCUGAAGCUGCGAGGCAGGAUUGGGGGUCGCGGGGGCUUUUGGGCGGCGCCAGAGCUCCCUGGGACAGCUGGGGAAACUCCAAACCACCUACACAUCCUGGUCCAGGCUGGGAGCUGCAUCACCCUUCCCUACUCUGUGUCCCCUCCUCCCAGAAAUCCACCAUGGAGAGUAAGGAUGAGGUCAGUGACACCGAUAGCGGCAUCAUCCUGCAGUCUGGCCCAGACAGCCCUAUCUCCCCGAUGAAGAAGCUGACCCAUGCCGUGCGCAAGCAGCAGCGGGCCCUGGAGGAGCGGCUGGAGGCCUGCCUGGAGGAGCUGAGGAGAAUUUGCCUGAGGGAGGCGGAGCUGACGGGCAUCUUACCAGCAGAGUAUCCCCUCAAACCAGGGGAAAAGGCUCCCAAGGUCCGCCGCAGGAUUGGAGCUGCUUAUAAACUGGAUGAGCGGGCCCUGCACAGGGAGGACCCCAUGAGCAGCCUGGAGCAGGAACUGGCCCUGCAGCUACAGAUCACAGAGGCAGCCCGGCAGCUGUGCCGGGAGGAGAACAUCAGCAGGCAGGCCCGGCGGCAGCGGAAGCAUGCCAUGCUGCAGGAGGAGAAGAAGCUCAGGGAGCUGGAGCGUUAUGUCGGGGAGCAGCGACGCAACAGUGGGCCACCUCCUGCCCCUGCCCUCCCCCUGGGCCAAGAGCUCAGUGCCUCUGAUGACAGUUCCCUGUCAGAUGGGCUGCUACCAGAGGAGGAGGAAUUCCAAGUGCCAAAAGCACCUCCAGUGUCUCCUGUCUUGCCUUCCCCACCUCGUCCACCCCUGAGCCUUGAGGGGCUGCAACCGGUAGGACUUGAGAUUGGGAACCUGGAGCAAGCCCCGAUCCAGAACAGCCCCUGGAAGGAGACCAGCCUGGACCACCCCUAUGAGAAGCCCAAGAAGUCUUCUGAGCCCAGUAGCGAGUCUAGCAGCCCAGCCACCACACCACAGGAUGGGCCCAGCAUGUCCAGCCCAUGGCUACCAGAGCCAGCCUCCUUCCAUGUGGUUCCCAUCCAUAGUGUUCCCAGCCCACGGCAGGGCCGCACCAGUGCCCCAGCCACCCCCGAGAUGCAGGGGAGGAGGGGCCAAUCUCAGUCUCUGAGAGUGGAUUCCUUCCGGGUGGGAAUGGAGGGUCGAGGCCGCAGUGCCUUUCCCCGCCGCCGACCCACUUACUACACUGUGACGGUGCCAGACUCUUGCUUCGCCUCCACCAAACCCCCACUGCCACCCCCUGCCUACCACUCCUGCUCGGAAGACAGCGGCUCGGAUGUCUCCAGCAUCUCCCACCCUACCUCGCCCGGCAGCAGCAGCCCCGACAUCUCCUUCCUGCGGCCUCUCGCCUCACCUGAGCCCCUUCGCCACUGUGGGGCUUGGGGUCCAGCUGGAGGGAGAGAGCUGACCACUCACUACCCUCAGCUACUGUUGUCUCCAGAAUACUUCCCAGCAGGGCGGUAUGUGAUGGUGGCCGAGAGCCACCAGCCACCGGGCAAGUGGGAACUACGCCCUGUGGCUUACGAGGAAGAGGGGGCCCCUCUACGCUACCAACGGCUGGUGCCCGCCCACAGCCGCAUCGUGCGCACGCCCUCGCUGAAGGACAGCCCUGCGGGCCGGGGCCUCAGUAAGGCGGCUGUCUCGGAGGAGCUCCGGUGUUGGCACGAGCGUGCACGCCUGCGGAGCGCUCGCCCUCACUCACUGGACAGGCAAGGGGCAUUUCGCGUCAGGAGCCUGCCGCCAGGAAGAGAGAGCUUCUCUCGAGCCCUGGGCCCACGGAUACAGCAUGUGCCCACAGUGUGUGUGCUGCGGAGAUCACCUGAGGGAACCCCUGUGCAAGUCUUUGUACCUGAGAAUGGAGAGAUCAUCAGCCAGGUGUAA